AUGUCGUCUCCGCCAAUCAUAACCUCCUCUUCCAUCCUACAAGCCCCAUCGCCGCCAAAACCCUGGUCGCAUUACUUCACCAUCGACACUCUCCUCCACGUGCUCAAUCGAACUCUGUUUAGCCCAUUCAUCGCCUGGAUCAUCGUUCUCUGUCUGCGCGCGCAAGUCACACCCACCAAACACCCGGCUUUUAUCAUUUCUGUCGCAUAUGCUAUUGCGCUAACGGCUCUGCUCGUCGUGCGAGUCGUCAACCACCGUGUGGCACAUGGGCUUCCACGUACCGUCGACGCGGCGCGUGAGGUAGUGCUUGUUACCGGCGGUGCUAGCGGACUGGGUCUGUUGAUUGCGCAGAUAUAUGGAAUGAAAGGGGCGAGUGUAGUGGUUUUGGAUAUCAGAGAGCUUGGAUCACGCGAACAGGACGAGGUGUUUGGGGAUAAUAUUCAGUAUUAUCAGUGUGAUGUUGGGGAUCGGAAGGCGCUGGAGAGAGUGAGAACUAGAAUUGACGAGGAGAUUGGGACUCCGACUAUCAUUAUCAAUUGUGCUGCAGCUCGAAUCCAUGGAGAUUCGCUUCUGAAAUUGCCAGCAGAAGCAUUUGAGAAGACGAUGCGAACCAAUACGAUGGCAGCAUUCCAUCUCUAUCAAGUCUUUCUGCCGGAUAUCAUAGCCAAAUCCGAGAAUGGAGGAACCGUUGUCACUAUUAGCUCGGUGCUGGGCCAACUAUCCCCAGCAGGGUUAUCAGACUACUCCGCAAGCAAAGCAGGACUCAGUGCGUUGCACCGAACCCUCGAGGCCGAGAUCCGCCGUGAUGAGCGGAUAAAGAUGCUGUUGGUGGAGGUAGGACAGAUGUCAACACCACUAUUCGAUUGGAUUCGCACACCAAACCACUUCUUUGCCCCCGUGAUGGAUCCGGUGCAGGUUGCAAGGGAAAUCGUUUCUGCAGUUGAUUCCGGACAUGCUGGUGUGAUAAGGCUGCCAACAUUUGCAAAGCUGGUGAAUUGGUAUGCUGUCUUGCCUGAUGCAAUUCAGAAGGUGGCGCGGGAUCUGAGUGGAAUCGAUAAUGCUGUGUUCUCAAGUCACUCUGAACGAGACGUUCCUAGUGAAGGCCGAUAUUCACUUAGGCCGUCGAAGAGAAAUGUCUGA
Molecule: messenger RNA, 1140 nt
Organism: Penicillium macrosclerotiorum
Lineage: Eukaryota; Fungi; Ascomycota; Eurotiomycetes; Eurotiales; Aspergillaceae
Product: SDR family oxidoreductase
Exons: 2
Coding region: 1-1140 (379 amino acids)
Molecular function (GO): oxidoreductase activity, acting on the CH-OH group of donors, NAD or NADP as acceptor
Source: RefSeq, a predicted model, not a curated record